AUGGCUUCCGAUGACGGCCCCCAGGAGAUUGCAGCUCUGCUGCUUCUCCCUCCUCCCCCGGCUGUCAAGUUUGAACAAUUCAAAGAUGCUUAUGAACCGACAUUGUCUACUGUUUUUUCCAAACUCUGCAAGACGCUUAAUGGCGUUAAUAGCAUUGCAAUUCUAGACAUCGCUAUUUCCAUACCAGGUCUCCUUUCACGAAGCUCUCAGCCAAGGGCGAACAUUUUCCCAAGCCUUCAACAUUACUUGGCAAAUAUCUACAGGCUGAUUGGAAUCGUCAGCGCGGAGCACAGCAUUGAGCUGGAUGCCCCUGGUGGCAUUGAUGCUCGGGUAGUCUUUAUUGAUUUCCCAACAACCUCGGCAGAGGAUCGUCAGACUCCACGACAUGGACCGAUCCUCGAUUUGCAAUCGCUGGCGAAUUCUUCGCGACUAUGGGACUGGAUCUACUAUCCUGGAAACGAAGCAGGUCAACAGCUAGCAACAGCGUUUGAUAGUAUCUAUUCGAAGAACAAAGACCCGAACGCUGGUUCUUUGCAUUCACUCUCGAAUCAGCCCAGCUGGCCCUCUCCCAAGACAUUGAUAGUUCCUGAAGUUAAGGCUCAAUCGCCGCAUUAUUCGGUUGCCGUAGGGGGCACAUUCGAUCACUUCCAUAUUGGACACAAACUUCUCCUCACCGCCACUGCGUUAGCUUUGGAACCUGUGGAAGAGUUCGAUCCGAUUCCUGAGCGACAUCUGACUGUGGGCGUUACAGGAGAUGCAUUGUUGAAGAACAAGAAGUAUGCCGAAUUUCUGGAGAGCUGGGAUGACCGAUGUCAGAGCACCUCGUCCUUCCUUUUGGCGAUUAUGGAUUUCAGCCGUCCGGACAAAAGUGCGCCGCGCAUUGAGCAGGUAUCACAGCCGGGUCCCAACGGCCAUUAUGUGCUAAUGAAGGUCCGUUGCGGCUUGACGCUGAAAUUGGUACAAAUCACGGACCCGUUUGGACCGACGAUCACCGAUGAAAGCAUCGAUGCUCUCGUGGUGUCCGCGGAAACUCGCUCGGGAGGCACAGCUGUCAAUGACGAGCGAGCGAAGAAGGGGUGGAAGAGCCUCGAUGUCUUCGAGAUAGAUGUCUUACAUUCUGGGGAGGUUCCCACAACCGAUGGCGAAAGCUUUGCGUCGAAAAUAAGCAGUACAGAUAUCAGACGGCGUCGUAUGGAAAUGGCCACGGCUCAGUAACUAGAUUAGUUAUGUUAAUCAGCCAGACUCUGAGAACUUACUUGGACUGAAUAUCCUGCUUUCAAGACCUUCAGAGACGAGGACGUUCUGAAGGACAAAUGACGAAUUGCGGCGCUGUUAAACUGGAAACCGGAAUUCCGUAGAUAAGCAGCCAACAAUGCCCAUUUCCUAUGGACCAUGGAAAGAGCAGUUCUGAUUUCAGAUCAAUAUGGCUCAGAAGGUGUCUGAGUGACCGAGUGCCUACCUUAGCUGCCUUAGUGCCUUGCCCCCUGCUUGCCGGGAAAAAAGAGGAAUGGACGUCCUCGUUGUUUGACGAUAUCUCUCCUCGAUUCAUUCUGUAGCAUGAUGGAGGGAUUCCAAAGGAAAG
This is a messenger RNA of Aspergillus novofumigatus IBT 16806, 1582 nucleotides long. RefSeq names its product putative pantetheine-phosphate adenylyltransferase. Bases 1 to 1215 code for a protein of 404 amino acids. Gene Ontology annotation, molecular function: dephospho-CoA kinase activity. The record is from RefSeq and is a predicted model, not a curated record. Lineage: Eukaryota; Fungi; Ascomycota; Eurotiomycetes; Eurotiales; Aspergillaceae. Gene Ontology annotation, biological process: coenzyme A biosynthetic process. The transcript has a single exon.